Portunus trituberculatus (swimming crab) is the source of this 2939-nucleotide messenger RNA. RefSeq lists its product as uncharacterized. The record is from RefSeq and is a predicted model, not a curated record. Bases 425 to 1645 code for a protein of 406 amino acids. The transcript has 6 exons. NCBI's taxonomy places the organism in Eukaryota, Metazoa, Arthropoda, Malacostraca, Decapoda, Portunidae.
UUAUGUUUGGUUAGUGUUCGUGUUUGAAUAGGAUAUUCAUCGAGAAUCACCUCCAUCCGUGACCCUGAGUGGUGGUGAUUAUGUGCUACUAUCAGGCGAUGAUGGGUGGCGAUGACAGGGAUGGGGAGCGAAGGUGUGAGAAAGCAGAGGGACGAUAUUCAGCCAUCAGAGAGAAAGCAACUAGUGACGGUUCCAUAUCCUCUCCUUCUUCAUCCGUCAGGCGUCCACGAAGCACGCAGAGUGGCGGCCAUGAGUCACCGCGAGAAGUGUCUGGAGGUGACGAAAUCCAGGACGCUGAAGUUUAGCCUCACCAGGAAGGAACCACGAAGCUACAGACCUUUAAUUUCUGGAUGACGAAGUGACCCAGCAACACAACGCCUGCCAGCGUGACACCCAGUGCUACCAGUGCUGGGAGGCGUGUGAGAUGCUGGCCACCAACUUCCCCAUCUGGAGUCUGACCUGCGGCCAACACGACAUCUGUGACAAGGGAUGCGAUGCCUCCUGCGCCUUCCACGCCGCCCACCCGAGGAAAGUGGUGCCGCUGAGCCAGCACAACUCCCGCCUCACUCUCGUCUUCAGUGGGACAGCCGCCCAGUGGUCGCUGUCUUGGGGUCGCCAUUCCCCUCGGGAGCACGUGGUCUUCGCCCUCUUCACCCGUUCGCCUGGUAAAGCCUGGGACUUACGCCUUCAGACAGCUGACUUCGGCGCCUCCCUGGAAGACCUCAGCAGUGGAUCAGACAUGAAGCUUGUUGCCGUAGCGGAAUCGGGCGUGCUGUCAGUCAUCAUCACGCCUUAUGCCCCGCCUGCACAUCCUAAAGGCGCCAUGAAGCCAGCCCUCGGCAUGCCCUUGACACAGGCUACUCGUGAUCGCACUGAGUCUAAUGGCAUUGAUGUUGGUGACGGCGAGGAGGCGUGGCCUUUGCUGCACGAAGCGGAGGUGGAGUCUUCAGGGCUGGUGGCAGCGAGGGUGUGGUGGCCUCCACUGAGCCCUCGCGGCGCCGACUACCUGGUGACGUGGGAGGUGGAGGGCGGUGGACUGAAGGGACACCUGUACACUGAUCUUCCCGAAGUGGAUCUUACCUUGUGGCCUGAGACGGUAUACCAGGUUCAGGUGGAGGUGAUGACAGGCCCUCUUGGUCAGCCCCUUCGUUCCGCCCACCUUACUCUUGACACUCACAAUAUUACCCUCGCCGCCCACGCCAGGAAGAACAAGCUCAUGCCCACACUGCCGCUGGUCCAUAAGGCGAAGCCCCCCAUGUCCUUGGAAGUACUGCUGGGGAUAGGGGCAGGAGUGCUGGCGGCGCUACUGUUGGUGGUGGGGCUGGUGUGGCGCCGAGCUCGUGCUGCUGCCGGCGCGGGACACACCACCACUGCUGCCUCCUCCAAAUGGGGUGCUUGGAAUCGUACCUUGGCGGACCUCACUCUUGAUGAAUCGCUGGUGGUCAAGAGCCACAAGCUGACUGAAAGUGAGUCUGGUUUCCCUGCCUCCACACACCCACACCACGGCCCGGUGUUUACUCUUGCCCCCCCAGCUCCUCCUGUCCCCUCACUCUUGAGCUUUGCUCGCCCUGCCCACACCCAUGUCAACUUGUACAGCGUGGUUCCGCCCGUUCAAGAGCCCUGCGGGCAAGUCUCCAACAUAUAAGAUGCCCGCGACCUUUCCUGGGGCGGUGGUGAAAGGGUGGCUGGGGUGGUGGUCCAUGUACCCGGGCAGAGCGCAACACAUGUACACCGCCGGCCGUUGGGUGUUAGUGUGGCAGUAACAAGACGGAGAGCUGCCCCUGAUUGCACGGAGUUGUGUUUCUGAAUAUAGAGAGAGACCCUGUGCUGCUGGUCGCCGCGUGCCAGCGGUGAUUCUGAGCAGUAGUAAUCGGCGUUCAGCAUCCGUGCUGCCAUGGACGUCUGCCCGGCGUUGUGACCUUCGGGACCGAUGGAGUAGUGUGAAGGAGCGUCUCCAGUAAAUUGAGGUGGUCUAGCUUUUGAAACUGGUCACGUCGCUGCGAGGGAAGGUCAGCCGUGCAGAGGUGAAACAAACUGCACUUUGCCCAUUAGUUGGCGUUUACUUCUUGGUUCAGUCAUUGGUCGUCCCUACAUCGCUUCGGUCCGGCCUUGUCCAGGCAGGUGCUAUGUGGCCUGGCGACCCUCCGCCCCAAUGCACUGGUCCUCAUACAUGGAACAUUGCUACACUGAAUAGAAUUGUGCAAAUUUUAUUGUCUUACAAUUGGAAGCCAAAGUUCCUACUUGAAGCUCAGCGAAUCGCGCAGCCUCAACUGGAGAUAGAGUGAAUACACGCAUGCAGUGCACAGCUUUUAGUGACGUGACUCGUGUGAUCUGUUCCGUGAACAUUGUCUUCGCAGAAAUAGUAAGUCCUGCCAAGAAUUAUUGUCUGAACAGAUUUGUAUAUGUGUAUAUAUGUGACUGUCUAUUGAAUAAUGAAUUUUAUCAGUUAUUGUAGUCGACUUGCGGUCUGUCGUGUUAUCCGCCGAGUGAAAACCUGAAAAUUUUCGACAAACCGCGUAUAUUUGCAAACCAAAGAAUGAGUGAGAGUGAAAAUGUCUUGAAGUGACGCGGCGGUGAGGCAACGACACUCACCUCUGGGGACUGUCCAUUAUAUAUAUAUAUAUAUAUAUAUAUAUAUAUAUAUAUAUAUAUAUAUAUAUAUAUAUAUAUAUAUAUAUAUAUAUAUAUAUAUAUAUAUUUGCACAAAUCCCCACCAAGAAAAUAGUUGUAAGGUAUUCUUGGGUAAGAGAAGGAAUGAAGGAGCACUGAGAUACAGCGCUCCAUGGCAAGAGGAAGGGAGAGAGGCGGAUGGUGAGCCUGACGGAGAGGCGCCUCCUCCCAUCCUAUCCCAGUCUUGUCUACUCAUCUGUGUACAUAAUGUAAUUACUUCCAUUAUAGUGUACAAAGCUUUUCUACAGAAUAAACACUUUUUUUGGUAA